Kwoniella mangroviensis CBS 8507 is the source of this 360-nucleotide messenger RNA. RefSeq lists its product as uncharacterized. The transcript has 3 exons. Lineage: Eukaryota; Fungi; Basidiomycota; Tremellomycetes; Tremellales; Cryptococcaceae. Bases 1 to 360 code for a protein of 119 amino acids. The record is from RefSeq and is a predicted model, not a curated record.
AUGCAGGCGAAAAGGGAACACUCUUCCGACUCUGAUCAAUUUGUAUCCGACGUCGAUAUCAAACCAAACAUCAACGAUACACCUGCCAAAAGCAAGAAAACCAAAUCAAACACUGACACUCCCACCAAGUCAAUUGAGAAGAAACCGAAAGUCCCGCUCAAUACCUCGGGUAAGAAAAUGGGAUCGUGGAGUGGAGAGGAGUUGAAAUUACUUUACUCAAUCAUGUGUCCUAAGAAGACAGGAAUCAAUUGGAACGAAGUUGCGAGUCAAAUUGAAGGUCGUGAUGCCAAGUCCUGUAACAAUAAAUGGACGAGAACUCAAAGUAAGAUCCUUCAAGCGAUUGAGGAUUUGGGAGAGUAA